This is a messenger RNA of Racocetra fulgida, 1294 nucleotides long. NCBI's taxonomy places the organism in Eukaryota, Fungi, Glomeromycota, Glomeromycetes, Diversisporales, Gigasporaceae. The record is from the annotation of a GenBank genome assembly.
CUAAUAAAUGUGGUGAACACAAACGAUAUAUUCGCAACCUCUCAGCCAUCAUUGAAAGUGAAGAUCUAUCUGAGACUACAUACGAUCUAGCUUGCGUGGCACUUAAUGCAGUACAACAAGAAAAGAAAUCAGAAUUAAUUGUUGAUUUCUGGACGAACGCCAUUUUAGCACAAAAGCGGAAAAUCGAGGCUUUGACUGAACGUUCAGCUUUAGUGGAGGAGCUUACUACUACAACUGUGCGUUCUACUCUUCAACGAGAUAAUCAAGAAAAUCUUAUACGAGAGAAUGUUACAAGACAGUUAGCUGGUGCGGGAGGUGAUCAUUCACUACCAAAAAAACGUCCAUGUAUGAUCCAGAAGGAAGACUCGGCUGAAGAAUGCACUACUAAAGAAGAUUUGCUGAAUUCAAUAAUCGAAACUUCCAAUAUCUUUGAAAAAGUUACAUCUUAUUAUAAUAAGCUCAAAACCAUAUGGCAUGCCCGUGAUUCUGGAGCGGAUUAUUACAUAAUUGACUUAGGAGAUAAUGAAAUUAUAAAGCAAACACAUGAACUUUUGUGCGAAGAUGAAUUAAAAAUGUUAUCCAAAAGACUGACUUUAGAUGACGAAAACAAUCAUAUAAGUACAAAGGCACAUGAAUAUUUAGCAUUAUUCGAUCAAAUUAUAGAAUAUCCUUCGGAGGAAAAAACCACUGAAGUAAAUAAUUUGAUCGAUUUAAAGGAUGAUAACGAUGCUAAGAGCAGUGUCAUUUCUGAAAUGGAAAAAACACUACAUAAAGGAAUUUUAGAAAACACUACAGAACGAUCUUGGACAGCACAUAUCCUAGCAUACUUUUUUUUUAUUACCUUUAGUUUUCUGGAUUCUAUACAAUACUUUUCAUGUGAAAGAACUAUUUCAACAAAGUUAGAUUUGCAAGCUGUUGAUUAUAAGGCAGAUGGAGUUGCGGAAUUUCUAAAACGGCCCAAUCAGAUCCCAGUAUUUUUACUUGAAGUUUCGGGAGACCCUUCUAAACCGGACCUUGAUAAAUUCAGCAAUGAUAGACAAAAAUUAAUGAAGGAAGGUGUUUUCGCUUUAAAUAAGUUCAUGAUGAGAACUAACCUGCCAACUUGGGAAGUAUGUCAAAAUUUGGGAAUCUUUCUAGCGCAAGGAUUUAACUUAAAAAUAUCUGAUAUCGAAGAAGUCUGUCAAAAUGAUGUUGGCAGGAUUAGAUCCUUAGAGGAAUCCAUUACAUCCAAUGAAUCUAAAGCUAAUUCGACCAAUGAAUCUGAAACUAAUCCGCGAGGCUCUUCAACUAAUUC